AUGGCUACAGAAGCAAUGCCUAAUGAUGAGCAGGCUGCUCUUGCGUACGAGACCAUUCCUUCUCCUGGACAGGAUGUUAUAAAUAUGCUUGUAUAUGACUAUCUUAUCCACAACUGCUACUCGUCCACUGCUCGGUCUUUUGGUACUGCAUGCAGACUCGACAAGACAGAUGUAGAUUCCAGAGUAUUGGGUGAUGGUGUGACCCCUGUCUUGGGCCAUGGGGAUAAACUGGAAUCAUAUAGUUCUUCUAGUCUCCGGAGCAAGGAAAAUCUUGGACUUCGUGCAAAGACUUGCAUGGAUAUUGAUCAAGAAACGUCAAUGACUAUAACGGACAGCGAUGGUGACUUGACUAUGGCUGAAUCUAGUUUAUCGCGCACACAACACUUUAUGCCUGCAGCAUCUGUAUCUACUGCUGCUCCUGCUUCAUGUACUUUUACUUCCAAAUCCAUAGCCGACUCAUGUCUUGGAAAAACAGAUAGAUCCGCUUUCAAAGGCUCACUUCAAACCCUCGAAGUUCGUGGAAAGUUAUAUCGUCUUAUCUUGAAUGGUAAACUCACCGAAGCCAUUGCACUGUGCAAUGAAACGUUUCCAGGAAUCUUGAAUGCAGACACUCCUGAAUCCAUGGAUGUUUAUUUUGCAUUGCAAUGCCAGCAGUUUAUUGAAUGUAUUCGUCGAAGUGCACUAGAAGCACUUCAUUUUGCGCAAGAAGAGUUUGGAAAGUUUGCAUUCAAAAAUGAUAAAUACAACGAAACACUUCAGGAUAUUGUGGCUCUGAUUGCAUAUACAAAUCCAGAAACUUCGCCAUUGUCAAAAUAUAUGGCAAAAUCUAGAAAUGAGCAAGUUGCAAUGGCUUUGAAUAGCUAUAUUCUUGCGUUUCAUGGUUCACCAUCCCACACUUCUUUAGAGAGGUUGGUUGCUCAUGUCACUGUUCUUCGUGAACAAUUGCACGCAGAUUCUAGUAAAGAAAAGAAAGUAUCGGGCUCUGCAGUGACAAAGUCACGAUCUGAUUCUACUACAUAUCCUAGGUGGCAGCUAUCUUCUUUUCUCCCUCAAUAGUAAAACGGUGGAAUGCUUCACUAAUUUUGGCUGAUGCUUUGAUUCUAUGUCAAGAGAGAUAAGAAUAACUAGGAGAAUAAAUGCGUAUUGGGUUG
Batrachochytrium dendrobatidis JAM81 is the source of this 1151-nucleotide messenger RNA. RefSeq lists its product as uncharacterized. Gene Ontology annotation, cellular component: cytoplasm; nucleus. The transcript is spliced from 4 exons. Gene Ontology annotation, biological process: proteasome-mediated ubiquitin-dependent protein catabolic process. Gene Ontology annotation, molecular function: protein binding. Bases 1 to 1056 code for a protein of 351 amino acids. Lineage: Eukaryota; Fungi; Chytridiomycota; Chytridiomycetes; Rhizophydiales. The record is from RefSeq and is a predicted model, not a curated record.